AUGUACAAAGUUUUUGGUGGCGUUCUUGAUGAAGACUCCCCUUACGACUUCGAAGAGGUGGACGACCCUACGGAGUGGAGUCCUGAGCAGCUGCGAUUAGUGAGACUAUUCGAGAAAGCGGAGUUUCUUCGAUAUAGGCUGGAGGUUUUGAAAGCCGAUUAUGAUGCCUUAAUGAUUCGCAAAGAAUUUGACAAGAGAAGCAAGGCUCAAACUGAGAGAGAACGAGCUAUGGCAGCACAGCAUCAUGCGACUCAAAAUAGAGGGCAUCUUUCAUCUGAUAACUUUGAUGAUGAUUAA
Messenger RNA from Strongylus vulgaris, 297 nucleotides. The record is from the annotation of a GenBank genome assembly. Lineage: Eukaryota; Metazoa; Nematoda; Chromadorea; Rhabditida; Strongylidae.